This is a messenger RNA of Perca flavescens (yellow perch), 2585 nucleotides long. RefSeq lists its product as uncharacterized. Bases 473 to 2509 code for a protein of 678 amino acids. NCBI's taxonomy places the organism in Eukaryota, Metazoa, Chordata, Actinopteri, Perciformes, Percidae. The transcript has 3 exons. The record is from RefSeq and is a predicted model, not a curated record.
GCCUCGCGUCGAACUGCCGCCGUAGCUACGUCGUAGGCUGUGUGUAGCGAUAGCAACGCUCUGUUUUUCAUGGCAACGGUGUGUACUUCGCAGCGGUCUUAAUCAUCCCGCUGCUCCGCGAUCGCUGUCUGCACCCUGUCAUCUCAUAUACUCAAUGCAUAUACCGUUGGAAAGCUCUCUCCUCUACAAUGCUGUCGGAUCCAAAUAUGGCAAUUUCCUUUUCAUCAGCAAAGAAUCGUGAAAGCAAAAGGGGGAUUUGAUUCUAAAAGCGCAAUCUCAUUGGCUGAUGCCAAUUUCUGACAACGUGAUUCGCUUAGAAUGGUCACGUGACGUGCUCUGACAUUUCUGCGGUAGUUCAGAAUGUCAAAAGAAGUGCGUCGAAAAUGGUCGAAAAUCACCUCAAAGAAGACGAAAACAGUUGUUAUUAGUAAGAAGAGCCAGGGGAUUACACACUGAGACAGCAGAUGAUGAAAUGCCUUCACAUAGUACGUUGAUGUGUCACCUGUCGUUCAGAAAGCAGGAGUUUUCAGACAGUGGAGUUUCACAGAGCCAGUAUACAAAAGAGAUAAUUGAGGAAAUGUUUAGAUCCAUUUUUGGACGAAACUUCUUUGCAAGACUUCGGUUUUCAAGAGAUAUGGACUCUUCUUCGAAGAAGUCCAAACGAAGGGGUGAGAGCCCUUCGUCUCCUGAAGACCUCAACCCUCCCACCAUCUUGAGGGAGCACGGACGAAGGGGUGAGAGACCUUCGUCUAGUGGAGGCACCAACCCUUCUACCACCAUGAAGGAGCACAGAGAAAGGGGUGAGGGCCCUUUUUCUUGUGCAGAAAACCAGCCCUCUAACACCAGGCAGCAAGAACGAAGGGAUGUGAGCUCUUUGUUCAUCGUGGGCACCAACCCUUCUGCCAUCACAAAGGAGAGCAGGCAAAGGGGCGAGAGCUCUUUGUCUUCCUCUUCUGAAGAGGAUGAGCCUUUUACCACCAGGCUGCUAGUACGAAGGUUUGAGAGCCCUUCGUCGUCAUCUACUGAAGAUGACCAGCCCUCUACCACCAGGCAGCAAGUGCGAAGGGAUGUGAGCUCUCUGUUCAUCGUGGGCACCAACCCUUCUGCCAUCACAAAGGAGAGCAGGCAAAGGGGCGAGAGCUCUUUGUCUUCCUCUUCUGAAGAUGAUGAGCCUUUUACCACCAGGCUGCUAGUACGAAGGUUUGAGAGCCCUUCGUCGUCAUCUUCUGAAGACAAGCAGCGUACUACUACAAGGCGGCAGCAAGCAUGGAGGGGUGGGAGCCCUUCGUUGUCAUCUUCUGAAGAUGACCAGCCCUCUACCACCAGGCAGCUAGUACGAAGGUUUGAGAGCCCUUCUUCGUCAUCUUCUGAAGAUGACCAGUGUUUUACCACCAGGCUGCUAGUACGAAGGUUUGAGAGCCCUUCUUGGUCAUCUUCUGAAGAUGACCAGCCUUGUACCACCAGGCUGCUAGUACGAAGGGAUGUGAGCUCUCUGUUCAUCGUGGGCACCAACCCUUCUGCCACCAUGAAGGAGAGCAGGCAAAGGGGCGAGAGCUCUUUGUCUUCCUCUUCUGAAGAUGAUGAGCCUUUUACCACCAGGCAGCGAGUACGAAGGUUUGAGAGCCCUUCCUCCUCAUCCUCUGAAGACAAGCAGCGUACUACUCGGAGGCGGAAGCAAGCACGAAGGGCUGAGAGCACUUUUUCGUCAUCUUCUGAAGACGACGAGCCUUCUACCGCAAGGAGGCAGCAACAACGAAGUCCUUUGUCCUUCGUAGACAUCAACCUUCCUACCACCUUUAGGCAGAAUGGAGGAACUGGAGAGAACCAUUUGCCCUACAUUGACAUUGACCAGCCUAGCAUCUGUUGGGAGCACGUACGAAGGGGUGAGAGACCUUUGUUUCGUGGAGAUUUCAACCCUUCAAACACCUUGAUGCAGGACGGACAAAGUGAUGACAGCCCUUACUCUACAUCUUUGUCUUCUGAAGACGACGAGCCUUUAACCACAAGGAGGCAGCAAGAAAGAAGGGCUGAUAGCCCUUUAUCUAUCUAUCUGAGUGCGAGAAAGCGUUUGGAGGAGGAGGGUUUAAAAAGAGAAAGAGAGAGGUGUGAAGAGAUGAAGAGAAAGAACCAGGAGAAGGAGUGGACAACGUUUGGUCUGCGUUCAAGAAUGUACAUUUGGUGGCUCAAUCGCAAGAUAGAGCGCAUUGCCAGGGAAAUCCAAUGUACCUUUGUGGAGGAGCGCUACCUCCUGCGUCAUGAUCCCCUCGGAAAUCCAGAGAAAAUGGCAGAAAAAGAACGGCUGCUUGACCGAAGGAGGGACCUGGUCGUGUACAAACGCAGACAAGAAUUGAAGGUGGAGAGGGAAGUGAUGAAGCAAAAACUGUUACGCAAAAACUCAGAAAUCCGACAAAUGUUAAAUCUUGACAAAGGGCCAAUGCCAGUCAGGUCUCGUAAACUCGAAUUUGUUAAAACCUAUCCUAAUUUAGCUUUGGUUAGGUUCUGGCCGUAGACCUUAGGGUUAGGGUUAGACCCUAAAGACAGUAGAAAGAAUAAAGUAAGGCAAGAAUAGGUUGAAAAUAGUUUAU